This is a messenger RNA of Penicillium bovifimosum, 897 nucleotides long. RefSeq lists its product as uncharacterized. Lineage: Eukaryota; Fungi; Ascomycota; Eurotiomycetes; Eurotiales; Aspergillaceae. Gene Ontology annotation, cellular component: mitochondrion. The record is from RefSeq and is a predicted model, not a curated record. Gene Ontology annotation, biological process: mitochondrial respiratory chain complex III assembly. The transcript has 2 exons. The coding region runs from base 1 to 897 and encodes 298 amino acids.
AUGUCAUCCAGGAGAUUAUCAACCCUAUGGGUGCGCGACAUUCGCGGGUCCCAGAGUCUUUGUCUUUCCACAUCUUCCUGUCGCAGCCCAAUCAAGCCGCUGGUGUCCGCCUCCUGCGCGUCUCCGGCACAGCCAUUGAGCUCGACCGUCACCCGAUCAUAUUCACAAGGAAAGGUCUCCGACUUGGCUAAGAAUUUUUCCCGGAGACCUGGAAAUGCUGCCGAGACGUAUGUCGCAUAUGGCAUGACGCAGAAGCUAUUCGAAGCUUGUUCCAGCCAGGCGGAUUAUAAUAUUCCUCAAGCAUCGCAAAAGGGAGUCGAGGUCCCAAAGACGGCAGCUGGAGAGGAUCUCGGUGUAGGAGAGGGCUGGUGGUACAAAGAGCUCGGACUCUUGCCUACGUUUUCCACCUGGUCCCAGGUGACUUUCCUCCAUAUGUACCUCUUGACGGUUCGCCUGCGUGCCCUUCCCCAUCGCGACAGCGUUACCACUUACUCUCGACACCUCAUCGAUCACUUUUCGCACGAGGCGGAACACCGCAUGGACGUCUAUCAUGACUUGGGUAGUCGGACGAUUCGUAACAAAUACCUGAAGGAUCUGUUCAUUCAAUGGAGAGGAAUCAUUGCUGCAUAUGAUGAGGGGUUGGCCAAGGGUGAUGCGGUGCUGGGCGCUGCUGUCUGGAGGAACCUCUGGAAGGGGAGUCAGACGGGACCGGAUGGGAAAGAAGAGAUUGACUGGGCUAAGGUUGCCCAGGUGGUAGCUUAUAUGCGUCGGGUCUUGUCGGAGCUAUCGAAGAAGGAUGAGGUUGAUCUUGUCUUCGCUCUGGGACGUGAUCAGAAGAAUACCGGUAUCUUCGAUUACUCGGAGACGGACAGAAAGCUUGUUCAAGCAAGUAAAUGA